This is a messenger RNA of Lampris incognitus (smalleye Pacific opah), 567 nucleotides long. RefSeq names its product A-kinase anchoring protein 14 (gene akap14). Lineage: Eukaryota; Metazoa; Chordata; Actinopteri; Lampriformes; Lampridae. The record is from RefSeq and is a predicted model, not a curated record. The transcript has a single exon. Bases 82 to 567 code for a protein of 161 amino acids. Gene Ontology annotation, molecular function: protein kinase A regulatory subunit binding. Gene Ontology annotation, cellular component: cAMP-dependent protein kinase complex.
UGAAAAAUAAUAUUUCCAUUAAUCUCUCGACUGGAUCUCAGACAAAAUAUAAAGCAAACAGCUCAACAACGAGGGGGGAAAAUGGAGGAGGCUCGGCUGUCCCCCAGUUUGAGUUUCGCAUGUAAACAAGUGGUGAAUGGCGACUCAGAGGGUUCUAACACCAACCAGGGGAUUACUGAUGUUUGCUGGGUGGCUUGCAAAGACUUCACCGUCGAAGUGGGGAAGGAUCAAAUCGCGGAGUACAUCCGCACCUGGGAGGUGCACCCCAGCUGGCUGUUCAGCCUGGAGUUCCUCCGUACGGAGGACGAGGGGUACCGCACCCUCCACCACUACCGGUCCCGCUGGAGCAUCCCUACUCCCCGGACACCCAUACCCAAAGCGACGGCCUGCGUCUACUUCGUGAUCGACGUCUCCAAAAUCAGAGACCAAACUUUGCCUGUGCAGGUUAAUUUCCAGGUAGAGGCGAACAGGUCGGUGCAUGCGGCCGGUAAAUCCAGAUUCAGGGAGAAAUGGCUGAAAGACGUCGUCGAGAGCAAGACGUUACUCCGGGCCGCCAUCGAUUUCUAA